CCACGGAGCGUCCCGAUUGAGCAGCGCGCUGACUCCUCGAUUCAAGGAGCUCGUGAACACAUGGCGAUUUCCGGGAGCGCCUCUGCUUACGUCGGCGCGAGGAUUAAGGUGGAGGAGGAAGUAGUCCGGAGGGUUAAGGUGGAGGAGGAAGUAGAUGGUGAAGAAUUCGGUGAUGGCGAUAAUAACAAUAACCAUCACAAAUACGAACCACAACCAGAGGAGGAGGAGGAGGAGGAGAGAGGGCCGGCGGAGAGGAUCGAUAGCUUAGCUGCGGAGAAGGCCGCGGAGCAGCUGCUGAUGACUCGACCUUGGAAGCGGCGCCGCGCUGUCGGGCGGUUAGGCCCAAAACCCUUGCUGUCUCAGAACAGGCACAGGUUGAGCCGCCUCUUGGACCGCCUCGCUAGGGCGCACAGCUGGAAGGAAGCCAGCGGCACCUUGAGCGCCCUCUUGAAGGGGACACCUCGUGCCAGCACCCUGUUGGAGGAUCGGAGGAACUUCUUGGUCGCAAUGGAGAUUCAGAGACGUCUUGGAGGAAAGGGGGGCAAUUACCAGACCAAGAUCAAAAAGAUGUACGAGGUUUGGAUGAGUAAGCUCGUGUGGACGAAAAAGUGCUCCAAGAAGAGGUACUCCAUCCAGCUGGAAUUAGCUCUAUUCUAUCUUUCACAUGGGAACAUUGAAGAGGCAUUCAAUACUACAAAAUUUCUUGUUCAAUAUCAUGAUUCUGCAAGUGAACCAAUUGUGAACCUGAUCCAUGGGUUAAUACUGUAUCACAUGUGGUAUUCUGGUCUCCCAGAAGGCUUGAAAAUAAAAGAUUUUGACCUUCAGAUGGCAUCAGAGGCUCUUGAUGCAACCUCUUGUGAUGGUUAUGAAGGACCUGAAAUUUUUGCAAGUUCAAAUGGGCAUAAUGCCAUUAAUACUGAAGAUGCCAAUUAUUCUGCCAGAGUUGCUUCCCAAAGCUCAGUUGGCAAUGAAAAAAAAAAUUUUGACUUGAAAAUUGAGGUGAAAAAAGAAAUUGAUGAUGCUUUUCGAGCUGCUGAACUCCAUCCAAGUGGAUCUGAAAUGAAUGAUGACCAACCUUUUAACCCUCGUCCACACUCCUUAAACUGUUCUAUUUUUCUUGCACAUGGAUUGGAAAAAUGUUUGCUGCCUGUACAAUUGGAUCAUUUGACUGGGGAUCUGGAGCAUAUUAUAUGCUCAUACAGAAGGUUGGUCAAUCAGUAUUAUAACGAUGCAGUGAAACAUUUGAGGCUUGCUCUUCACUCUACACCUCCAUUAUUGGCAGCCAUACUGCCUCUUGUACAGCUACUUCUGCUUGGUGAUCGUGUUGACGAUGCAUUAAUGGAGCUGGAGAAUUCUUGCCAGAAUUUCAGCGUUGCACUUCCUUUCAGAUUGAGGGCUAGAAUUUUGGAGGCUUUUCGGAGCAGUCAAUUAACUGCUAUUCAUAGAUGCUAUGAGGAUGCUUUGACAAGGGACCCUUCGUGUAACCUGUCACUUGAAAGGCUAAUUAAAAUGCAUAGAAGUGGUAAUUAUGAUACUGUACCUCUCCUCGAGAUGAUAACUUUGCAUCUAGAUGCUACUGAUGGGAGGUCUGGCGUAUGGGAAGAGUUUGCUUCGUGCUUCCUCAAGAUUCUUACUUCCUCGGUAGCCGAUUAUGAAGACCGUGUAUCAGCAAAUGGACAAGGAGGUUCAGCUGCUAUCAUAUCUUCUAAUAAAAUUCCUGGAGUUUUUACCGAGGGUCAAGCAAGAGAAUCAUGGAAGGUUCGUUGUAGAUGGUGGAUAACACGUCACUUCAGCAAGAAUGCUUAUCUCCAAGAUAUGCAAUACAGUGACCGGAAACUCCUUGCCACUAAAGCAGCAUGUGCAUCUCAUAUUUAUGGCCCAAAUUUUGAGUACGUCAAAGCUGCUUUAUGCAGCCUGACAAACAAGGUAAAUAUUGUUCAGUUCUCGUUCUUGCAAGCACACAUGGAGAAAUCUAUGAGGUUACAUGAAAAUUUGACUGCACUUAGUACCUUGUAAGGAAGGAUUUUAUGCAGAAUUUAAUCCUUUGGGUGGGAAAAAUCUCUAUUGUGGUUUAUUCUUUCUCAAUGGAAUUUGUAGCGUUUAUAAUUUGCUGCCGCAGCUGUGUUCAAUAGAUGCCUGUGCUGAUUAUUCCUGUGGUUAUUGUUACAUUUGUCUUCCUGGA
Molecule: messenger RNA, 2182 nt
Organism: Musa acuminata subsp. malaccensis (wild Malaysian banana)
Lineage: Eukaryota; Viridiplantae; Streptophyta; Magnoliopsida; Zingiberales; Musaceae
Biological process (GO): transcription by RNA polymerase I
Cellular component (GO): RNA polymerase I transcription regulator complex
Source: RefSeq, a predicted model, not a curated record